AUGCUCCCUACAAAUAAGCUCACUGACACACAUGUGCUCACUACAGAAAAGCUCACUGGCACACACAUGCUACCUACAGAACAGCUCACUGUCACACACAUCCUCACCACAGACAACCUCACACACAAGCUCACUAUAGAAAAGCUUACUGACACACACACGCUCACUACAGACAAGAGCACUGACACACACAUGCUCACUGACACACACACGCUCACUACAGACAAGAGCACUGACACACACAUGCUCACUGACACACACAUGCUCACUACAGACAAGCUCAUUGACAUACACAUGCAACCAACAGACAAGCUCUCUGACACACACACAUGCUUCCAAUAG
Messenger RNA from Pelobates cultripes (western spadefoot toad), 342 nucleotides. Lineage: Eukaryota; Metazoa; Chordata; Amphibia; Anura; Pelobatidae. The record is from the annotation of a GenBank genome assembly.